This is a messenger RNA of Oryza brachyantha (malo sina), 1605 nucleotides long. Its product is annotated as protein phosphatase 1 regulatory inhibitor subunit PPP1R7 homolog. NCBI's taxonomy places the organism in Eukaryota, Viridiplantae, Streptophyta, Magnoliopsida, Poales, Poaceae. Gene Ontology annotation, molecular function: protein binding. Bases 63 to 1067 code for a protein of 334 amino acids. The record is from RefSeq and is a predicted model, not a curated record. The transcript has 6 exons.
UUUCUCCUCUCUUGCCCUUCACUCCGGCCGCGGCUUGUUUCCAGAAGCUUCUCGAAACCCCCAUGGCGUCCGGCGAUCCCGUGGACGCGGCGGCGGCGGAGCCGAUGGAGGUGGAGGAGGAGGAGGCAGAGAGGUGCCUCGACCUGACGAGCUGCCAGCUGCACGAUCUGAGCGAGGUGGAGAUCCCGCCCACCCUGGAGGAGCUCGACCUCACGGCCAACCGCCUCGCCGCGGUCGACCCCCGCAUCGGCCGCCUCCCAGCGCUGCGGAAGCUCUCCUUCCGCCAGAACCUCCUCGACGACGCCGCCGUCGCGCCCCUCUCCACCUGGGCCGGCAUCGCGGGGCUGCAGGAGUUGGUCUUUAGAGAUAACAAACUUACAACAAUUCCAGAUGCCAGCAUCUUCAAAGGUCUUGUGGUUUUCGAUGUAUCUUUCAAUGAGAUAUCUUCCUUAAAAGGGUUGUCCAAGGUUUCCAGCACACUGAAGGAACUCUAUGUUUCAAAGAACGAGGUUGCAAAGAUGGAGGAACUUGAACACUUCCAUGCAUUAGAUAUUCUUGAACUUGGUAGCAACAGAUUAAGGGUGAUGGAAAAUCUUGAAACCUUGGCAAACCUUCAAGAGUUAUGGCUGGGAAGAAAUCGAAUUAAGACAAUCAAUCUAUGUGGUUUGAAAUCAAUUAAAAAACUAAGUUUGCAAAGCAACAGGUUGACUUCAAUGAAUGGGUUACAAGAAUGUAUUGCACUAGAGGAACUAUACCUCAGUCAUAAUGGAAUACAAAAGAUGGAAGGCCUAUCUACCUUGCAAAACCUUCGUGUUUUAGAUGUUUCAUCCAACAAGCUAACUUCCAUUGAAGAUAUUGAAACCUUAACCAGGUUGGAGGACUUGUGGUUGAAUGACAACCAAAUACCAUCACUUGAUGGGAUAGAAUCUGCUUUGGCUAGCUCACGGGAGAAGCUGACUACCAUAUAUCUUGAACGAAAUCCUUGCUCAAAAACUCCAAAUUAUUCACCCACAUUGAAGAAAAUAUUUCCAAAUCUUGAGCAAAUUGAUUCAGAUAUGCUCGCAUGAAACUGAUGACCUAGGAAGAUAGGGAAGAAAAUCAGGUGGAGGAGCCCUACUGGCAUUGUUUUAUUAUUAUUAUUUUUGACUAUCAAAGCUUUGAGCAGCCUUCCAGUUGAAGAACAAAGUAAUAAUAAUCCAUGGAUGAAGCAAUGCAACAUUACUGUGCUAAAUAUCUAAAUGGCUUCAACUUUUUCCUGCUCCAUUUUACUGGAAUGGAUUGUCGCACCGUACACAGAGAUCAAGGAAGCUUUGUUAGAGAGGUGGAGUGUAUUGUACUGAAUGUUAAACCAAUAAAGCUAGCAGAAUGAUGUAUGAGCCGAUAGAGUCCAUAACGAAGUUACUAUGUUUUCCACAGCGGAGUUACUAGGUUUUGACGGAUGAUGUUGCAUUUGAUGCUACCUGCACUAUUUUGAUGGAUGCUAUUGUAUUUGAUGUUUAUCUGCGCUAUUUUGACAGAUGAUGUUGCAUUUGAUGUUUACCUGUUGGAGACUUGGAGUAGUAGUUUGUUCCGAGGUGUAUCCCUUUAAACGUCCAUCACUCCAUA